This is a messenger RNA of Pipra filicauda (Wire-tailed manakin), 1849 nucleotides long. It is a transcript of the gene SDR42E1, whose product is annotated as short chain dehydrogenase/reductase family 42E, member 1. The transcript has 3 exons. Lineage: Eukaryota; Metazoa; Chordata; Aves; Passeriformes; Pipridae. Gene Ontology annotation, biological process: steroid biosynthetic process. Gene Ontology annotation, molecular function: 3-beta-hydroxy-Delta5-steroid dehydrogenase (NAD+) activity. The record is from RefSeq and is a predicted model, not a curated record. Bases 167 to 1342 code for a protein of 391 amino acids.
CCAAGGCCGGCAGGGCCCGCCCGCCCCGCCGCCAUCUCGCGGCGCGGCCCCCGCCCCGCCCGCUCCAUUUCCCGGGAUCCCGGAGCCCGGCACCGCUCCGCAGGCACGGGAAGGACGGGACCGGCGCAGCAGGUCCGUUUCACCAUAUAGUGCCAAAGGAAAGAGGAUGGAAGCAGGAAACGCUGCCAAGGAAAGAGUCCUCAUUACUGGCGGAGGGGGUUAUUUUGGCUUCCGUUUAGGUUGUGCCAUAUAUCAAAAGGGAGUUGAUGUGAUUCUCUUUGAUGUCGUGAAGCCGCUUCAAGCCAUGCCAGAGGGAAUAAAGUUCAUGCAGGGGGAUAUCUGUUGCCUGUCUGAAGUGGAAGAUGCUCUCAGAGAUGUAAUCUGCGUAUUCCAUAUCGCUUCCUAUGGAAUGUCUGGCAGGGAGCAGCUGAACCGAAAACUUAUAGAAGAUGUUAAUGUGAAAGGAACAGAAAAUGUCAUCCAAGCCUGCAAGAGCACAGGAGUGUCGAGUCUGGUUUAUACAAGCACAUACAACGUGAUAUUUGGAGGGCAGAUUAUAGAAAAUGGGGACGAAUCUCUGCCUUACCUCCCUCUUCACCUCCAUCCCGAUCACUACUCCCGAACCAAAUCUUUAGCUGAAAUGAAGGUGCUGGAGGCAAAUGGUGCUGAGCUUGGAAAUGGGAAAGGUGUAUUAAGGACUUGUGCUCUGCGACCAGCAGGCAUCUACGGGCCUGGAGAACAGAGACACCUUCCAAGAAUAGUCAGUUAUAUUGAAAGGGGACUGUUUAAAUUUGUCUAUGGAGAUCCUCUUAGUUUGGUAGAAUUUGUACAUGUAGACAACCUGGUUCAGGCUCAUAUCCUUGCCUUUGAGGCCCUCAAAGCCAACAAGCAGCACAUUGCUGCAGGCCAAGCUUAUUUUAUUUCAGAUGGCAGGCCUGUAAAUAACUUUGAAUUUUUCCGACCCUUAGUGGAAGGUUUGGGUUACAAGUUCCCAACCUGUCGCCUCCCUCUCUCCCUUGUCUAUUUUUUUGCAUUCCUUACUGAAGUAGUUCAUUUUCUUGUAGGACACAUUUAUAAUUUUCAGCCCCUCCUGACUCGCACAGAGGUUUACAAAACUGGUGUCACUCAUUAUUUUAGUAUGGAGAAGGCCAGGAAGGAGCUGGGGUAUGAGCCUCAGCAGUACAGCCUGAAUGAAGUGGUGGAAUGGUUUAGAUCCCAGGGAUGUGGACGAAAGCCAAGAAAUUAUACCAUUAUGCAGCUUGUUAGGGAUGGAGGACUGCUUUUCCUGCUGAUUGCUGUGAUGGCCUCAUGGUUUCCAUCUGCAGUUACAUUUUCACUCUAAAAGAUGAAAUGCUGAGGACAGAAUUUAGUUACGUUCUCCGCAUACUCUUGGUUUUGACAGACAGGUAAUAAAGAUUUUUUUUUAAAAAUACACAUUUUUGUGAUUCAGGUAAAUAUCUUUAAACAGUUUUAUCCCCAAGGAAUGGAACCAUUGAGUAAAGAGGUGUAAUUUUUAUAUAUAGUUUCUCUUCAAAGUAAAACUGAUCAGAUCACUAACAAGAUGAAGCUCAGUAUUACUGCAAACAGCAUUUUAUUCUCAGGUACAACAGCACACUACAGUGAAUGGAACAAAUGUCCUUAGGCUGGCUCUUCUUCCUCCCUGAUGGGAUUAUACUCUUGAUUCCUGCCCUUUAUUCCUAAAGAGUUUGUGCUACAUGAUCCAGAGGAGAAUAAACGUAUUCUUUGAUCACAUUCCAAAACCCAGUUCUGCUUUCCAGCUUGGCUGCAUAUAUGCCUAACCAAGAUUAACUGAUAAACUGCUAGACAAUAAACAAAUGUGGUUUCUUUA